Plasmodium falciparum 3D7 is the source of this 2646-nucleotide messenger RNA. RefSeq lists its product as uncharacterized. NCBI's taxonomy places the organism in Eukaryota, Apicomplexa, Aconoidasida, Haemosporida, Plasmodiidae. The record is from RefSeq and is a predicted model, not a curated record.
AUGGCUAGUAGUAGACAAGAGAUAAAAUUAAAAAAUGAAGUGGAAAAUAAAAAAAAGUUAACUAAUACUUGUGUGUGUUCUUUUGAAGAAAAUAAUAAAAAUGUAAAUAUCAAAUUAUUAGGAAAUUUCCACAACAUAACACCUAGUAAUGAUAAUAAAAAAGAGGAAAACACAAUAGAAAACAUAAAAGAAAAAAUAAUAAGGAAAUGUAAAAUAGAUGAUAUUAAUAAUAUAAAAAAUAGUAAUAGUAGUGGCAAUAAGAAAGAAGAGAAGAAUAUAUUAAAAUAUUUUAAUAUAAAUUGUUCAAAACAAAAAUCUAACGAAAUUAAAAAAAAAGAAAAGAAAAAAAGCUCCAAAUUAAGGAACCAAUAUAUAACUCCAGAUGUAAGUAUGUCGUCUAAUGAGAAGAUCAAUUAUUAUAUAAAUAAAGAGGUUAACAAAAAGAUGAAUAAAUUAAAUGAUAUAGAAAAUGUAAGUUGUUCGUCAUACAAAUGUUUUAAUGAACAAAUUAAUGACAAGAAAAAAGAAGAUACUGAAAAAUUAACAAAUUGUUGUAAUGAAACGAAUGUAUUAAAUGGAAAAAAUGUUAAAGAUUGUAAUAAAUUAUGUAAUAAAGUGAAUGAUGAUAAUCAAUCUCUGAAUAAUACAAAUCCAUGUAAUUAUGAUAUAAAAAAAAAUAAUGUAGAAAAUAAUAAUAUGUAUGAUAAUUCAUAUGUUCAUAUUAAAGAAAUGGGGAAUGUAAAAAGUAAUUAUUCCCUUAAAAAAAUUAUAGAAUAUAAUGACGAACAAUUAAAAAAUACAUUUAAUAAAAACAAAGAAGAUGACACAGAUUCAAAAGGUCAGCAUAAUUCUGAUAAUUGUUGUGAUAAAUAUUUGGAGACCUUUUAUAAUAUGGAAAAUCAGGAUUUAUGUAAAAAUAGCAAAUGUAAUAAUCUAAAGAAUCAUAAUAUUAAUAUAGAUAUUAAUAUUCACAUGAAUUCAAGUAUUAAUGUUAAUUGUAAUUCUUAUAAUAAAAAUAGUAUAAAAAUAAAUGAAGUUGAUGAUUCCAUGCCUCCCAGUGAACACAAUACAUUAUGUUAUGAUGAAGAAAGAAAAAAGCAUCGUUUUAAGGAAAAUGAUUCAGAAAAUAAUAAUAUUACGAAAAAGAAAUCCUUUGAUGAAAAGGAGUGGGUUCAAAUUAAUGAAUCCUACAAUUUUUGGGAUUCGUUAAAAAAUAAUUUGAGAAAUGUAUUUUUAAUAAAAAAAAUGGAAGAUGACAGCAAUAUAAAGAAGGACGACGAAGUGAAGAUGAAUGAUGAUGAGACUAAAAAGGAUAAAAGCAGAGAAAAUGUAUUAUGUGGAUUAGAAAAGGAUAAUAAAAUGAGAAGUCAAACUAAAAGUGUUUCUAAUAAUAAUAAAAGUGUUGAUAAUAAUAAUAACAAAUGUGUUGAAAAUAAUAAUUACCAAUGUGUUGAUAAAAAUAAUAACAAAUGUGUUGAUAAUAAUAAUAACAAAUGUGUUGAUAAUAAUAAUAAUAAAAGUGUUGAAAAUAAUAAUAACCAAUGUGUUGAUAAUAAUAAAAAUGUUUAUAAUAAUAGAGCCUCUUGUGAUGAGCGAUCAUUUCCUUUUCCCGUAGAUGUAUAUGUAAAAUGCCUACAUUUCCUCAAAUUAGAAACUAUAUUAAAAUGCGAACUAUUAAAUAAGAUGAGUUGUGAUAUUAUAAAUAAUAGAGUAGGUGUAUUUACAUAUAUAAGAAAAUUAAAUUUAGAUGAGAAAUGGUCUAGCAUUCCAAUAUAUAAAAGACAAUUUUAUUUACAUCAGAUGAGAAAUAUAAGACAUUUAACUACAUCGGAAAAGAUAUAUGUAGAGAAUGGUAUGUAUAUUCAUGAAGUAGCAGCAAUUAUUUAUCAAAAUUUGUCAAGUUUGAAAACAAUUGAAUUAUUAUCACCUGAAUAUUUUAUGAAUGAUAAUACACCUAGACAUGAGCCUUUUUCCUUAUAUCCAUCAGUAUUUGAAAAGUUAGAAAAAUUAACAAUAAUAGGAUGUCAGACGUUAGAAUGGUUACACAUAUUUAGAAAUUGUUCUUUUCCUUUAUUAAAAAAAUUUGAAGUAUGUUAUUAUCCUUUACAUCAUGAUCAUUGGUAUUGGAAUUUUGUUUUUGAUUUCACACAAUUAGGAUUACAAGGUUUAUACAAAAUAUUAUAUACAAUGGAAAAUUUACAAAAAUUAAUAAUAGGAUUUGAUGUAUGGUUUGAUAAUUUGGAAGGGCACAUAUAUAAUCCUUUAGAAAGUCAUAGAAAUGAAUUACAAGAAUAUCGUAUAAUAAAUAAUAAUAGAAAUGAGAGAUAUAAUAAUAUUUCUUCCUUAUCUAUUCCUCCAGCUAAUGGAUAUCCUUCUAGAAUUUUUAAAAGUUAUCGUGGGAAAUUAUGUGAAGAAGAUUAUAGUGAUAUAUUUACAAUAGCUUAUUAUAUGUCAGGAAAAUGUGGAAAAUUAACUCGUAUAAUGAUAAAGUAUAGGGAUUCAUAUGAAUAUUAUGACGAUGAAAUUGGAAAGGAUGAAGUUGUAAAUGAGUUGAUAUCAGAAGCAUCUAAUACAGCAUCUACUUAUUACAAUUAUGUUUUAAAUUGGUUUAGAUCAGCAGAUGAAAUUGUACCUCGCGCUUCCUAA